AUGGACCCAGCAGAGACAAACUGUUUUCAAGGAACCCGUCUGGCACUGGGGGGACCUCGAUCAGCCAGACGGGCCUCCAAGCUUGCCAACCACCAGCACUGCCAUUCGGCUUCCACUCCGGACAUUCCAGCUCAGAUGACUUUGCUGAAGUACUUUUAUUAUCAGGCAUCUAAGACUGCUAGCAAGGAGCCAGCUAGCCAGCAGCCUGCCACUCCUGAGCCAGCACCAACCCAAAACCCCUACCUGGGCACCCGGUUGGCUCUGGGAGGCCCUCGGAGCGCCAACCAGAGGUCCGGUCGUCAACGCAGACGACCACACCGUUCCUUGGGUCACCUUGCCACCUGGCCUGUCCUCUCCAGCGCCUCAGAGUCUCCGCGCCCCAGAGUCUCUGCUCCCCAGCGUCCCUGCUGGCGUGCAGCAACUCUCCGUCACUGCUGGCGUGCACAACCCUCCGUCCCUGCUGGGCCAGCGCAGCUAUCCCUUGUUCCGGAGCUGCGCCAGCCCCACGUUCCAGAGUCUGCAGCAUCCCCUGUUGCGUCUCCGCCCGAGUCUGCAGCAUCCCCUUCUGCAGCAGCAUCCUCUUCUUCUGUGGCGUCGCCGCCCGACUCUGCAGCAGCAUCCUCUUCUUCUGUGGCGUCGCCGCCCGAGUCUGCAGCAGCAUCCUCUUCUUCUGUGGCGUCGCCGCCCGAGUCUGCAGCAGCAUCCUCUUCUUCUGUGGCGUCGCCGUCCGAGUCUGUAGCAUCCCCUGUGGCGUCGCCGCCCGAGUCUGCAGCAGCAUCCUCUUCUUCUGUGGCGUCGCCGCCCGAGUCUGCAGCAGCAUCCUCUUCUUCUGUGGCGUCGCCACCCGAGUCUGCAGCAGCAUCCUCUUCUUCUGUGGCAUCGCCACCCGAGUCUUCAGCAGCAUCCUCUUCUUCUGUGGCGUCGCCGCCCGAGUCUGCAUCAUCCCCUACGCCGCCCGAGUCUGCAGCAGCAUCCUCUUCUUCUGUGGCGUCGCUGCCCGAGUCUGCAGCAGCAUCCUCUUCUUCUGUGGCGUCGCCGCCUGAGUCUGCAGCAGCAUCCUCUUCUUCUGUGGCGUCGCCGCCCGACUCUGCAGCAGCAUCCUCUUCUUCUGUGGCGUCGCCGCCCGACUCUGCAGCAGCAUCCUCUUCUUCUGUGGCGUCGCCGCCCGAGUCUGCAGCAGCAUCCUCUUCUUCUGUGGCGUCGCCGCCCGAGUCUGCAGCAGCAUCCUCUUCUUCUGUGGCGUCGCCGCCCGAGUCUGCAGCAGCAUCCUCUUCUUCUGUGGCGUCGCCGCCCGAGUCUGCAGCAGCAUCCUCUUCUUCUUCUGCAGCAGCAUCCUCUUCUUCUUCUGCAGCAGCAUCCUCUUCUUCUGUGGCGUCGCCGCCCGAGUCUGCAGCAGCAUCCUCUUCUUCUGUGGCGUCGCCGUCCGAGUCUGUAGCAUCCCCUGUGGCGUCGCCGCCCGAGUCUGCAGCAGCAUCCUCUUCUUCUGUGGCGUCGCCGCCCGAGUCUGCAGCAGCAUCCUCUUCUUCUGUGGCGUCGCCACCCGAGUCUGCAGCAGCAUCCUCUUCUUCUGUGGCAUCGCCACCCGAGUCUUCAGCAGCAUCCUCUUCUUCUGUGGCGUCGCCGCCCGAGUCUGCAUCAUCCCCUACGCCGCCCGAGUCUGCAGCAGCAUCCUCUUCUUCUGUGGCGUCGCUGCCCGAGUCUGCAGCAGCAUCCUCUUCUUCUGUGGCGUCGCCGCCCGACUCUGCAGCAGCAUCCUCUUCUUCUGUGGCGUCGCCGCCCGAGUCUGCAGCAGCAUCCUCUUCUUCUGUGGCGUCGCCGCCCGAGUCUGCAGCAGCAUCCUCUUCUUCUGUGGCGUCGCCGCCCGAGUCUGCAGCAGCAUCCUCUUCUUCUGUGGCGUCGCCGCCCGAGUCUGCAGCAGCAUCCUCUUCUUCUUCUGCAGCAGCAUACUCUUCUUCUUCUGCAGCAGCAUCCUCUUCUUCUGUGGCGUCGCCGCCCGAGUCUGCAGCAGCAUCCUCUUCUUCUGUGGCGUCGCCGCCCGAGUCUGCAGCAGCAUCCUCUUCUUCUGUGGCGUCGCCGCCCGAGUCUGCAGCAGCAUCCUCUUCUUCUGUGGCGUCGCCACCCGAGUCUGCAGCAGCAUCCUCUUCUUCUGUGGCAUCGCCACCCGAGUCUUCAGCAGCAUCCUCUUCUUCUGUGGCGUCGCCGCCCGAGUCUGCAUCAUCCCCUACGCCGCCCGAGUCUGCAGCAGCAUCCUCUUCUUCUUCUUCAGCAGCAUCCUCUUCUUCUUCUGCAGCAGCAUCCUCUUCUUCUGUGGCGUCGCCGCCCGAGUCUGCAGCAGCAUCCUCUUCUUCUUUGGCGUCGCCGCCCGACUCUGCAGCAGCAUCCUCUUCUUCUGUGGCGUCGCCGCCCGAGUCUGCAGCAGCAUCCUCUUCUUCUUUGGCGUCGCCGCCCGACUCUGCAGCAGCAUCCUCUUCUUCUGUGGCGUCGCCGCCCGACUCUGCAGCAGCAUCCUCUUCUUCUGUGGCGUCGCCGCCCGAGUCUGCAGCAGCAUCCUCUUCUUCUGUGGCGUCGCCGCCCGAGUCUGCAGCAGCAUCCUCUUCUUCUGUGGCGUCGCCGCCCGAGUCUGCAGCAGCAUCCUCUUCUUCUGUGGCGUCGCCGCCCGAGUCUGCAGCAGCAUCCUCUUCUUCUUCUGCAGCAGCAUCCUCUUCUUCUUUGGCGUCGCCGCCCGACUCUGCAGCAGCAUCCUCUUCUUCUGUGGCGUCGCCGCCCGACUCUGCAGCAGCAUCCUCUUCUUCUGUGGCGUCGCCGCCCGAGUCUGCAGCAGCAUCCUCUUCUUCUGUGGCGUCGCCGCCCGAGUCUGCAGCAGCAUCCUCUUCUUCUGUGGCGUCGCCGCCCGAGUCUGCAGCAGCAUCCUCUUCUUCUGUGGCGUCGCCGCCCGAGUCUGCAGCAGCAUCCUCUUCUUCUGUGGCGUCGCCGCCCGAGUCUGCAGCAUCCCCUGUGGCGUCGCCGCCCGAGUCUGCAGCAGCAUCCUCUUCUUCUGUGGCGUCGCCGCCCGAGUCUGCAGCAGCAUCCUCUUCUUCUGUGGCGUCGCCGCCCGAGUCUGCAGCAGCAUCCUCUUCUUCUGUGGCGUCGCCGCCCGAGUCUGCAGCAGCAUCCUCUUCUUCUGUGGCGUCGCCGCCCGAGUCUGCAGCAGCAUCCUCUUCUUCUUUGGCGUCGCCGCCCGACUCUGCAGCAGCAUCCUCUUCUUCUGUGGCGUCGCCGCCCGAGUGUGCAGCAGCAUCCUCU
Molecule: messenger RNA, 3282 nt
Organism: Thunnus maccoyii (southern bluefin tuna)
Lineage: Eukaryota; Metazoa; Chordata; Actinopteri; Scombriformes; Scombridae
Product: chitinase-like protein PB1E7.04c
Exons: 10
Source: RefSeq, a predicted model, not a curated record